This is a messenger RNA of Adelges cooleyi (spruce gall adelgid), 1145 nucleotides long. RefSeq names its product transcriptional repressor scratch 2-like. Gene Ontology annotation, molecular function: RNA polymerase II cis-regulatory region sequence-specific DNA binding; DNA-binding transcription factor activity, RNA polymerase II-specific. Gene Ontology annotation, biological process: regulation of DNA-templated transcription. The transcript has 5 exons. Lineage: Eukaryota; Metazoa; Arthropoda; Insecta; Hemiptera; Adelgidae. The coding region runs from base 280 to 957 and encodes 225 amino acids. The record is from RefSeq and is a predicted model, not a curated record.
UCGGUGUCGCCACUCCAGUAUCCUGCACUGUGCCCGCAGCAGAUCUGCCUCGUAGUCGUCGGUACAAUAGAACUAGAAAGGAUUCGCUACUGAACUUGGGACGUCGUUUCACCGCAACGUUUUCGACGACAAAGCGUAAACGUCAGGUUUUGCUUACAAAAAUGCCCCCGGCAACACUGUCUCCGGUACUGAAAUUAUGGCGAACGCAAUGAGCGCCUUCGCCUCCGAGGGAUCAACCACCGAUGAGCGGGUUAACAGCACAACGAGCCUUAACGUUUUAUGACCGACCCGAGUACAACAACUGCAAAACACGUUGUUUGUUGUACAGAAAUGCCACACUCGAACGAACUUAUAGAUGUACAACAGUCGGUGGGCGAUGAACUUUAUAAUCUAACCCAAUUGGCUGAAGUCAGCAUCGUUUAUUUUAAAAAUCACGCCAGUUCCGAAAAAACGGAAACAUUUGAAAAAAGAAACGUCGAAAACACACAAACGAAAAAACCGGCAUCUUGUAAAGAACGACAGUGUCCAGACUGCGGCAAGUGUUACAGCACGACCAGUAACUUGGCCAGACACCGUCAGACGCAUCGGUCGCUUGCCGACACCAAAGCCAGACACUGUCCACAUUGCAACAAGGUGUACGUGUCGAUACCGGCGUUCUCCAUGCACAUGAGAACGCACAGUCAAUCUUGCAAGUGCCCUUUCUGCGGUAAAUGUUUCUCAAGACCGUGGCUUCUACAAGGACACAUUAGGACACACACUGGCGAAAAACCUUAUGAAUGUGAAAAGUGUUGUAAAGCAUUCGCUGACAAGUCCAACUUGCGGGCGCAUUUGCAAACACAUUCUUCGGAGAAGCCGCACAUUUGUCAGAAAUGCAGCAAAGCGUUUGCCCUCAAAUCGUAUUUGUACAAGCAUGAAGAGUCGGCUUGCGGAAAAAUGACGUCAAACAAUAACGAUUGAAACAACAUUUUUGUACAUAACCUACUUUUUUUUCUUGUACACUGAAAAUGUAGUUUAAUUUAGACAUUUAGCUGAAAGUACUUGAAUACAAAUUUAUUUGUUAAUAUUUAAAUGCAGUAUUUGGGAUGAAAAUACAAUGUUCGAGCAAAAAUUUCAAGUAUAUUUUAAGAACAAUGGAAAAAAAAGUA